Messenger RNA from Laccaria bicolor S238N-H82, 1072 nucleotides. RefSeq lists its product as uncharacterized. The record is from RefSeq and is a predicted model, not a curated record. Lineage: Eukaryota; Fungi; Basidiomycota; Agaricomycetes; Agaricales; Hydnangiaceae. The transcript has a single exon. The coding region runs from base 1 to 1068 and encodes 355 amino acids.
AUGCCUUACAUCGACAAUCUCGCUGCGGAAAUACUCUGCGAAAUAUUCAAUUCCGUCACAGACAGUGUAGAUGAUGGCAUUAUUAAAGACCCUACUGUCGGAGGUCGGAGUGGCGGCGCACAAGUUAUGGGUGGCAUCCCAACGCGGGGCGUGAUUGCGCCCACAUCUGACGCGUACAAGCUCCCAGAGCUCAAAACGACCAUCCUCGCUGCGUUCGCCCUCUCUCACGUCUGUAAGACGUGGCGCAAGAUCGUACUUGAACGACCUGCGAUGUGGCAACGUGUCUGCAUCAGCUACCGCCAACUACUCGGUUUGGGCAAGAUGCUCAGGACUAUACUCGUGCGGUCGCACCCCUAUCCCCUCCAUCUAGACGUGUCUCUGCUUGGUUGUGUGUGGCAUCUCAGUGGAGAGGUCUAUACAGCGGCUAGGCGCCAACUGGACGAGUUUAUUAUGCGCUGCGAGUCUGUGCGUGUCGAAGGAAACCACUUUGCCCUCGCUGCUCUCCUGAAGAUCUUCGAACGGCACAAUUUAAAGGCAAGAACAAAAGCUGGGAUCAAAUGGCUCCAUGUCGUUGAGAACUUUCGUGACGCGAAUACGAACAUCCCUUCAGGUCCAUUCCCACUCGAUCGCAUCGCUCCCCAACUCAUCUGUCUGAAUGCUCAAUUCGCUGGAGCGUCUCGGUUUCCGUCGAACAUGGAUCGAAUUAUCUUUGAGGACCAUCUCUUCAAACGAGAGGUAUAUUGGGACGCGUUUUCCAUCUCGGGCGCAAAGCAUAUCGUACUUAGCAACGUCGGAAUUCCGCGGCCAUACCACAGGCUAGGAAUAAUGCUUGGGCCGCUGCCCCCAGGCUUUCCGGGUCACACGCCGUACGUUUCCCCAAGAGACAAGUACUUGGCAAGGACCGGCUCGACGCUCACUAGUAUCACUUUCCAUGCCUUGCAUGACUAUCGUCAUGAGCGGGGUUGUACUAUCAGGGCUGGCGAUAUCAUGCAGCAUGCAGCUGGGCAACUGUUUCAGGAAAUCUUUCUCAAACGCGUCGCCGCAACUCUGAAAAAGUCCAGUUCGUGAACAU